AUACUACUAGACGAUUGCGUCACUUCCGGCAGUUUAAACCUCGGAGCUUCUAAUUGACAAACUACGUGAUUCAUACCUAUCGCGGACUGAAAAAGUUCAGGUAGGUUGUGACGUUGGUCAUUACAUAUUCUUAGUCAACGCGGUUUCCUCAGUUACGCACGCGUGUUUACCGUUAACCGAUGCGUACUAUACCCGCCACAAAUAAUUGACAUUUAUCUCAAAGCGAUCCACGUUCGUCCGUGGAAUUGCAACUUGUUGUGCAACGUACAACAAGUUAAUUGUUAUUAUAUAAUUUCCAAACGAAAUCAGAUGAACUUUUCGAGACCUCAAAACCUUAAUACCUCAUUAUAUAAGAUAGUUAUUAUUUUAUUUUCGCAACUGGAACUGUUGGAUUAUUUCUCAUUUUUAUUCGAAGAGUGAUAUGGUUUUGAUUAUAACCAACCUCAUGGCCUGCCAAGAAUUCGUCGAUUGAACUCUGUACGAUAAUACAAAAAUGGAAAAUGCGUACGGGCAUUAUUCUAAUACGUACUAUAUUCUGAGUUAGAAUAAUAAUAUUCAUGAUUUUAUUUCAAGAAAUUGAUCAACGGAUAUCGAAGGACUGAUUCUGUUCAUUCGUUAUUACGAUUAUUAUACGGACAAGUUCUUUCGUAUUGAACAAAUAAAACGUCCAUAAAGGUUAUGACGAGAUUUCGUACGAACCUGUGAACAGGUCAUGAACACGUAUAACGUGUAUACGGAGCUUAAACAUUUGAAGAAUUUAUACUUAAAGUUAAUUGUUUGUAUACACUACAUAAUUCCAAAACAGCGUUGAGAAGUUGGACGUGCAUCUACCUAAUUCCAGUGAUUUGAAAUGGCGCGUUCGCGUACGGCGCAAGUUGCACUAUGCAAAUAAAAUGGGGGACAGAAUCGAGUGAUCGAGAAGAUCAAAUAUUCGUGUAUCGAGAGUAAUGCAGUGGAAAUACAUAGGACAUACCCGUAGAAACUGAAAUGGGCAUGAACAGAAAACGGGGACUUAACUUCCGGUUUCGGUAGUGAAAUAAAGUUUUGUCAUUGUGUUGCCGUUGUGCGUUGCGGGCUGACCGUCGUGAAGUGGGCAUCGUUAGUACCGAGUUGUGUGUACAUGAUAAAUGGCGGCUGACGAAAAAUGGUACUUUACGAAGGAACAGCUAAUAAAUACGCCGAGCAGAAGAUGUGGGAUCGACGCAGAUAAGGAACUGAGCUACCGGCAGCAGGCAGCCAAUUUUAUCCAGGAUAUGGGACAACGGCUCGUCGUGUCUCAAUUAUGCAUCAACACGGCAAUAGUGUACAUGCACAGGUUCUACGUGUUCCACUCGCUGUCACAGUUCCACAGGAACGCAAUCGCAGCGGCGGCACUGUUUUUAGCAGCAAAAGUCGAAGAACAGCCUCGCAAGUUAGAACAUGUUAUCAAAAUGGCACACAUGUGUCUCCACAGAGAUCAGCCCCCACCUGAUGUCAGAUCUGAGCAAUAUCUUGAACAAGCUCAAGACCUGGUAUUCAAUGAAAAUGUUUUAUUACAAACAUUGGGGUUUGAUGUCGCCAUUGAUCACCCCCACACGCAUGUUGUUAGAUGUUGUCAACUGGUUAAAGCGAGCAAGGACUUAGCCCAGACUUCAUACUUCAUGGCAUCUAACAGUUUGCAUUUGACGACGAUGUGUCUACAGUACAAGCCAACAGUGGUGGCCUGCUUCUGUAUACACCUUGCUUGCAAAUGGUCGAAUUGGGAGAUACCUCAGAGCACAGAGGGCAAACACUGGUUCUGGUAUGUCGACAAGAGCGUUACGUCCGAGCUUUUACAAGAGCUCACCUCGGAGUUUCUUCACAUUUUCGAUAAGUGUCCAUCAAGAUUGAAACGGAAGAUAAUGAGCAUAUCUGCCAAUCAAAGUCCAAGCAUCAAUCAUCCUAGUUUACCAAAUUCACCUUUCGACACGGAACCUCGUAAGGUACAAUCUCCCGCGACGACGGCCGACGGACCAACAUUCCAUACGAAUCGACCUCAUCAAACGGAGAAGCAAGAAGAAAAGAAGAAUGUUCCUGUUUCGACGAGGCCUCCAGUGGACUACCGUGAAUAUCGGGAGAAGAAGGAGCGGGAACGUUUAGAAAGGGAGAAGGCUUCGGCAAUUCCGGCGACGGCCGCGCAGAGCCAUGCGUCGGACGUCAACAAACAUCAUCUGCAUCAUCACAAGGCUGUAUCUAAUACAAACGUGCUGAACAAACAUCCGUUGCCUCUCGCGCAAAAGAGUCUUCACCAUAAUCAUCACCACAGACCGGACAUCAAAGUCGGGCAGCUGGUGCCUCAGAGGCACUCGAGCAGUACUCAAGCUAGGGAACCAAAUCGCGACCCGAACAGGCAGAGGUUACAGAGAGAGUACAAUUCGAACACAAGUAAUAGUAGUAGUAGUAGCACCCUUCACUCUCAUAGUCACGGAAUAGCGAAGGAUCCGAGCAUGGACAGUUCCUUGUCAGAUACCGUUGCUCACAGAUCGGACGGUGGAACGCUACAGGAUCCGAUGUCUCACGGGAGUCUUCAAGAGAAGCUUAGUAAUAAUAAUCAUAGUGUACACAGAUUGAGCGGGCUGGAGGGUAAACACCAACCGCACGAUAAGAGAAUAUACGAUCCGAGGCACAAGCCGGUCGAGCAUAGGAAGGACGGCGAGCAGAAGCCUUACAAGUACCCGGAUCCGAUGAGAAUCGAUCGGCAGAGGAAGUCCGACACGUUGGAGCAGAGAUGCGAGGAAGUAAGGAAGCUCAUCGAGAAGCCGUUACCUCCGCCUAAACCGACGCUCGACGUAUCUUACACUUCGAGUAUACAGAAACCAUCGCAUCAUACGAAGUAUAGUCAGUCCGAGAAACUUCAGAGCAAUAGCGGGUCGAUCGAGUCGAAACUUGCCCCUGGCCAGUCGUUGACGCAAGAGAAGUCUCCGAAUAGUUUGUUGCUCGCUCAGAAACAGUUAACGUCGAAGACGAUGUCGAGCCAGCAUACAGCUUAUGGCGUUUCUCAGAUAUUGAAGGACACGAUGAAAAAUGGUAGCUCGCAAUCAUCGAGUUUGCCCUCGUUAAACAAUCUUGACGAUCCGAAAACUGAAAAACGACCGCGGCACGAAGAUACAGAGAAGAAUACGUCCGAUAUUCAACAAAGUGUAUUGCAAACACCUCCCACUAAGCCGAAAUCGCUGUUCAGUCCGGAAAAAGUGCCGACGCCUCGGGAAUCGCAUUCGCAAAGGCCUAAGACCAAGCAAAAGACGCCGCCCUCAGCCGCAAAAGUUCCUAAACCAGAGCGAGUACCAGAUACGUCGUUAGGGUUUAAUUUAGUCUCGCCUUUCGCUAGCCCGCCGGGGUUGCAACUUCAAGAACCACAGCCAGUGAAGCGAUCGGCAAGCGACAUCUCCUCGACGUCUCACAAGAGGCAUCGCACCGGAAGCGUCAGCGAUGGUGGCCAACAGACAAAGGUCAAAAUGGAGGAUACGACCAGUUUAGAGGCCGCCAAGAUGCUGGGCAGAGUACCAGAGCUGAUACAACCGAUUCGAGACAAUCUGUCAGCGAACGGGAGAGCCACGCAGAUCGCGAAUGACAUGAAACCACCGGAACUGAUCAAGCCUUUCGACUCUGAACCGAUGCUAUCGCGUUACGGUACGAUACCCGCGCAGCAACAGGUCUCGUCGAAUCAGCAAGGUUUGACCAACGGUUUAGAUACGAGUGCAGUGAAACAGGAAGCGCAAGAGUUUCCGAUCAGAAAGGAACAAGGUUAUAAGACAGAUAUGCCGAUAAAGAUCGAGCAUACUCAGAUAAAGAGCGAGUAUUUAUCGCCGAUGAAAUCUGCUCAGAGUAUAAGUGCACUGCUCCAGGAGCCUCUGGCGCCGAUGCCGUCGUUGUUGCAGAGCAUUCAGCAGUUCAGUCAAAUGCAUCAAGAACAGUUUCGACAACAAUUGCAACAGCAACAGCAGCAGCCGUUGCAACAGCCGCAGCAUCAACUGCCUAUGUCGAUGUUGCUCACGCAUCAGGAACCUGUACAGACCCAGGGCUUGUCGUCGGUUAACGAGCCAGUGAUAGCUUCGACCGUGGACAUCAGCGCUAUUUCUGGUCCGAUACAAACCACGGCGGAGUCUAUUCUCUCUGUGCCGACGUCGACGACGUUAACGGUCGCACCGCCGGCAGAGGAGAAGAAGUCGGAACACCACAAGAGCGAAAAGAAGAAAAAGAAGGAGAAGCAUAAACACAAAGACAAAGAGAAGUCCAAGGAGAAGCACAAACAUAAGCAUAAAGACAAGGACAAAGAGAAGCAUCGGGAGAAGGAUAAAGAGAAGAGCGAAGAGGCUGUACCCACGGUACCGAUUAAAAUUACUAUUCCUAAAGAUAAGUUGAAUCUGAGCACGGAAUCGACGGGGAGUACCACCGGAGGCGUAGCGACUGUCGGUGACAAGAACAAAUCCCCUCAGAACACGAGUAUCAAGAUAAUUAUCCCGAAGGAGCGACUGAAGGGAACGGACAGUGUGUCCAGUUCUCCGCAGUCCGUCGUUCAGGCUCCGUUGAAAAUAAAGAUCCGCACGGAUGGUAUCUCGAGGAGUGCGCCGUCGGCGACUGGCGGUUCCAGCAUCGUCGCGGAGUUCGCUACCAACGAGAAUAUCCGGAAGCGCGAGCGUUCCGAUGUAAAGGAGACCCUGGUGACCAGUGUACCACCGACGAAGAAGCAGUCGCAGGUCUCGUCAGCGGGAUAUGGACAGCAUCGACCCGGAGAACGGCAGAAUGGGAGACACUAUAGUUCGGGCAGUAAUAACAAGGAGAAACACACGUCUAGCCAUCAUAGGAGUUCCAGCAAACUGUCGCAGACCCACACUUCGUAGUAUCCGGACGUCGGUAGAAGAGGAUGCCGAUGAAGAUCCGUCAGGAAGCGACCCGACCGAGCGACCACCUAAAGGGGAGAGGUCAUCCCGUUUUGUUUCUUCUUCGUUCAUGUUGGAACUUGGCCGAUCUCGUUUCUCGUAAUCGUUCCGAAUGACCAAGAAGAAACGAAAAUCGUACGGAGGAUUGUCCGCUGGAUAGCGCGGCGAGGAUCAUAAUUUCCGGAACAUGGUGGCACCCUCCACGUUAGCAAGAAUUUAACGUAAAUCAAUCAGUGAUCGUUUCCGAUUAGUAAAAUGAAGAAAAAGAAAACGAGGUAAAUAAUUGUUCUUGACUCAGGUGAAAUUAGAUACGCGAUAAGUUAAAAAAGAAAGAAAGAAAGGAAGAGAGCAUUUCAUUUCGUCCUUGAUCAUUGGAUUUUGCGACUGAUUUCCACGUCGGCGUUCUUUGUUAUUUGCUCUUAGAAAUACCAGACGUAUUCUUUCGUCCAUCGAGAAAAUACGCCUUGUAUCGAUCCGGUCCUCGAGAUCAAUUUCAAAGUUUGGUUUGCGUGAUAUUAUAUCUACUUCGUCCCCAGGCGAACGAUCAGCGUAUUGCGUCGAGGCGAUCAUUCUAUUUCUUUCACGAGUCAUGCACUUCUUCCUCUUGCUAAGCGAGAUUUUGAUUUUCGUCUCAGGGGCUACUAUCCUUAUUUCUUAUUCCGUUCAACUGCCACAUUUUCCUGUGCAUCGAAGAACGCGAGAUACGAUCGCGUAGCUACACAGCUAUUAAAUUGAUCGUCGAUCGAUUCGUUGAGCAGGGACCUCUUUAAAUAGAUAGAAAGCUCGAUGAGCCGAAUCACACAGUUUCACAAUCGUUCACUGAAUUAAAGAUGCGCAAUGUUUUCUGCCACUUCUUUCCAAUGAUAUGUGCAUCGUCCAUUUAUCACAGUUGUAAUAUGAAUUCAUCCAUCAUUAUCAUGUUCAGUUCGUCAAGUGAAUCAAAAGCUGUAUAUGAAAAUUGAAUGCGUAUUCAUGGGGGAUACGUCGGGCGCAUAAUUGCGUGGUUAUUAAUUGUACCAGUAUAGUAUUUUAGCGGCCGAUCUUACCGGUCACUUCUCUUCGGAGAUCGAUUUCCUACAAGUGUCCCUGACUGAACGAAUCGUUUGCGCGAAGCGGAGAAAAACUUGGUCCACGUCCAAUGAUAUUUAUUCGUGCCGUUUCGUUAUGUACAUAGCCGAGAACCGCAUAAUAUAGUAAGUAAUUCAAGUUAUACUAUCGUCACUUAGUAUAAAGGACUAUAGGUAAACGAUUAAUAAUUAUUGUCAGACUGUAAAUAAAAUUAUUUUGUAUGCCAAAAUAAACCAAAUGAAUGACGUCGACACACACAUAUUACGGUUACACUAUCGCGUUACUCCACACGACGUAAGAAUUACAUAUUGAAACGAUGUAAAAUGAGAAUGGUACAAGUUGCAGUACGCGCGAUCAAAUUAACGAGUCAGUAAUCAUUUUCGAAAGAGUCACGUUCGAACGCGUAUACUUAUAUUCAGCGACACACAGUUAAAUACUCGUUUCUAUUCUCUGUAGGUAUUAUUUUUUAAGAAGAACCGAUGAUAGAGUUGCAUUGUACUACCGCUAAAGUAUAUUGCGAACGGCCGUGCGUACUGUAUUAAAAAACGAAGAAGCAUCAUCGAUCAUUUGUCUCACGCGUAUUUCAUACCGAGCAUUCGUUGCGUUCUGAUUCUGAAACGAGCAGCUAUAAUAAUAAUAUUAAUAUCGAUUAACAUUUAAAUAACGGUUAUAUUAUAAUAACACCAACAUUAAUAAUGAUAAAUGAUAAGAACGUAAAGAAAAAAAAAAGAUAAGUUUUGUGAAUUUUAAAACUAAUUCACAAUUCGCAUAGCCAUUCUUCGGCGUUCUUCUUCUUUCCUGUGCAUAUCGGAGGUUUGCACCGCGUCGAAAAGACGCGACGGAGGAAUAUGUAUUUAUUGAUAACACGAUAAGCUGAACGAAUGUGAAAACAUUUAGAUUCGUGGAUUAUAAUACAAAUUAUAUCGAAGCGCGUUUCGAUGUGUUCGUCCAACGAACAGAUGAGAUGAACGAGGAAAA
Messenger RNA from Ceratina calcarata, 6944 nucleotides. RefSeq names its product cyclin-T. Gene Ontology annotation, molecular function: cyclin-dependent protein serine/threonine kinase regulator activity. Lineage: Eukaryota; Metazoa; Arthropoda; Insecta; Hymenoptera; Apidae. The coding region runs from base 1128 to 4859 and encodes 1243 amino acids. Gene Ontology annotation, biological process: regulation of transcription by RNA polymerase II. The transcript is spliced from 8 exons. The record is from RefSeq and is a predicted model, not a curated record.